This is a messenger RNA of Bursaphelenchus xylophilus (pine wood nematode), 843 nucleotides long. The record is from the annotation of a GenBank genome assembly. NCBI's taxonomy places the organism in Eukaryota, Metazoa, Nematoda, Chromadorea, Rhabditida, Aphelenchoididae.
AUGUUGUUCCUCUACAUGGUCCUCUUUCCCCUGGUCUCCGGUCAAUACUUCUCUCCAAUUGUGCCGUCCAAUGCUUAUCAACCUUACAAUGCGAUGCCGCCGGUAAUGUAUGGUCAGCUGAGGAGGUCUCCUCCUCGAGUACCACAGCCAUAUUACGCUGAUCCGAUCAGUCCGGUGAACGUGUUGCCUGACCCUAUUGAAAUCGGGUCUGAUUACGCUGCUUACCGUCAGAAUGCUCACCUUCUCCAGCAACAAAGACCAAUGAGUCCACAACCCUUCUAUCCUGGAGGAAUGGGUCAUAACAGAGUCAGCCCUCAAUUCCAGCACAAUUUCCAAGAAGAGAUACCAAUCCAAGUAAUACAUGGUCGGCCGGAGGAAAGAGAGCAACCACCUCAAUCGGUCCCCUCAUCAUCUUCUUCGUCACUUUCGUUACCAAGAUUCUUAGAGGGAGUUGGUGAUGAGGUGGUGCAACAAUACAAGGAUAUAAUUCGAAAACCUAACAGCAGGUACGAUGAGCAAGUGCAAGAGUUGGGAAAAUUGGUGGCAAAGUUGGAUGACCAACAUCAAGUAAGGUUAAUAGCAAUAAAAGACAUCUUCCAGUUACUCUAUCACCAAUUUAUGAGUGAAAAUGAUAAGAUCGAGGACGACCACAGGCAGAAAGUGCACAAAUAUGUUAAUGAGAUGUCCGACCCUGCUCAAGAGCAAUUUGCGAAGAUUUCAGCCCUUCUCCGAAACCCAGAACUGACCACUGAAGAAAGUUGGGGCCGCGUAAUUGCCUUAUAUGAUAAAUUGGACCCCAAACUACGCGACGAAUUUGAAACCCGAUUUAAGAACUUCAAUUAG